UUCCUCUCCCUGCCUCAACCCUUCCCUCUUUCUCUUCCGAGUUUAAAGCUGCCGCUGAUUUCUCUCGUGGUUUUUUUUUUUCUUUUUUUUCUCUUUUUUUAAUUUUCUUAAGUAGCCAUAGGAUGAGGAAGCUAAAGUUUCAUGAGAAAAAACUGUUGAAGAAAGUAAAUUUUUUGGAAUGGAAAAGAGAAGGUGGUCACCGGGAGAAUCUCAUUCUGCAUCGUUAUCAUGUCACUGGUCGUGACGAUUAUAAGAAAUAUUCCAGUUUGUGCCGGAUGGUCCAGAAAUUGGUGAAUAUAUUGAAGCAGAUGGAUCCUCGAGACCCUUUUCGGAUCGAGAUGACUGAUUUACUGUUAGAGAAACUAUACAAUAUGGGCGUAAUCCCGACCAGGAAAAGCUUGGCUCUAUGCGAUCGGUUAUCAGUGUCAUCUUUUUGUAGGCGUAGGCUCUCAACUGUGUUGGUGCACCUAAAGUUUGCAGAACACUUGAAAGAAGCAGUCACGUAUGUUGAGCAGGGACACAUUCGUGUCGGUCCAGAGACAGUGACAGACCCGGCAUUCCUUGUAACAAGGAACAUGGAAGACUUCAUUACAUGGGUAGACACAUCGAAAAUACGGAGGAAGGUGUUGGAAUACAAUGAGAAGUUGGAUGAUUAUGAUGCAAUGAACUGAAACCUUUUUCAGGAGCAUUUUUCACCGUACGUAAAACUCUUCCAAGUCAUGGGUCACGGUGAUACAUAAUUCUUCUGUGUUGCUGUGAAUUGAGAGACCCAUUAGAUCAUCCAAUGAUAUAGGUGUCUCAUUCUGUUUCUGUUUACUAUUAUAUUCUUAGUUUUGUCUCUAAAGGGGAGUGAGGGUUUGCUUUGUUAUUUUAGGCACCUUUUUGUUGGGUUUUAUUUCUAUUGGCAUGUUUUAUGUUACAAGUUUUAUUUAUAAUUUUAGAUGAUAAAGUGUUUGAAUCUUGGUUUUUAUAUUGGUUGAUAAUAAAUUUGAAUAGGAUUAUAAGGGUC
This is a messenger RNA of Gossypium raimondii (Peruvian cotton), 1009 nucleotides long. RefSeq lists its product as uncharacterized. Gene Ontology annotation, molecular function: snoRNA binding; structural constituent of ribosome; rRNA binding. Gene Ontology annotation, biological process: rRNA processing. Bases 123 to 671 code for a protein of 182 amino acids. Lineage: Eukaryota; Viridiplantae; Streptophyta; Magnoliopsida; Malvales; Malvaceae. The transcript is spliced from 4 exons. Gene Ontology annotation, cellular component: Mpp10 complex; small ribosomal subunit; small-subunit processome. The record is from RefSeq and is a predicted model, not a curated record.